AAUAGCCCCCCUCCAUCUCUCUCAGAAUCGAGCUCCAAAAUUCAAAUCAAGAAAGGCUACAGAGCUAGGGUUUUGCAGCAGAGACUGAUGUGCGGAAAAUUGCCACGGCAUUGAACUGCAUUUUGAAGAUAAUUACCGAAGCUCGAAGCUUUACGUGGAUUUAGAGCUCAGUUCAGUGAAGUAGCUGUGGAAAUGUACAGUGGUUCAAGCGAUGGCGAAGGGCAUGACCCAUCAGGGACCCGGAAGAUUCCUUCACCUUCGUCUAUGCUCUGGGUCCGUAAUCUCCGACGCUUCAUUGGGUCCGGGGUGGGUCUUGGCUCCGAAGCUCUCAUGGAACUUGAAACGAAGAGAAUCUUGCUAGAUAUUUUUAAAGAGAAGCAACAAAAGAAUCAGGAAUCUGGCAAAAUCCCAACCUUCUAUAAGAAGAAACCUGAAGAAGGAUCCAUAAGUCAAAGAGUUCAGAGGCUGGCAAAAUAUCGAUUUCUAAAGAAACAAUCUGAUCUUCUGUUAAAUGCUGAUGAUUUGGAUUCUAUGUGGGUAUGCCUAAGGGAAAACUGUGUGAUUGAUGAUGCAACUGGUGCUGAAAAGAUGAACUAUGAAGACUUCUGCCACAUUGCCUCGGUCUGUACAGAACAAAUAGGACCUAAAUGUCGACGCUUUUUUAGUCCUUCAAAUUUCAUGAAAUUUGAAAAAGAUGAAUCAGGGAGAAUAGCCAUUCUGCCCUUCUACCUUUAUGUGAUGCGUACGGUUUCACUUACUCAGGCAAGGAUUGAUAUGAGUGAGCUUGAUGAAGAUUCUGAUGGCUUCCUUCAACCUCAUGAAAUGGAGGGUUACAUACGGGGCCUUAUUCCUAAUUUGGCACAACUGCGAGACAUGCCUGCAGCGUUUGUGCAAAUGUAUUGCCGCAUUGCUGCCCACAAAUUUUUCUUCUUCUGUGAUACCAACAGGCGAGGAAAGGCAUGCAUAAAGAAGAUACUGCUCAGUAACUGUCUUCAGGAGCUGAUGGAAUUACAUCAGGAAAGUGAGGAAGAAGUCACUGACAUGGAGCAAGCUGAAAACUGGUUUUCAUUGACUUCUGCACAGCGCAUAUGUGAUAUGUUCCUUGCUCUUGAUAAAGACAUGAAUGGAACAUUGAGCAAACAAGAGCUCCGUGAGUACGCAGAUGGGACACUGACAGAUAUCUUUAUUGAGCGUGUUUUUGAUGAGCAUGUACGACGUGGGAAAAUUGGAGGUGGCAAUACUCGUGAGAUGGAUUUUGAAAGUUUUCUUGACUUUGUUUUGGCUCUUGAAAACAAAGAUACUCCUGAGGGAUUAACAUAUCUGUUCCGAUGUCUCGAUCUGAAUGUGAGAGGUUUCCUAACCACAGCUGACAUUCACACGCUAUUCAGAGAUGUACAUCAAAAGUGGAUUGAAGGAGGGAACUACGAAUUGUGCAUUGAGGACGUAAGAGAUGAAAUUUGGGAUAUGGUGAAACCCAUUGACCCGUUAAGAAUAACACUGGCUGAUUUGCUGACAUGCAAACAAGGCGGAACAGUAGCAAGCAUGCUUAUUGAUGUCCGCGGCUUCUGGGCACACGACAACAGAGAGAAUCUUCUCCAGGAGGAGGAGGAGGAGCCCGAGGAAGAAGGUUAAAGGAUGCUCGAUACAAAAUGAUUUGUGUUUGUGCUGAAGCUAACUUAACUUUCUUUUUAGUGGCAUAGGAGUAGAUAUCACUACCUUUGUUUCCAGAAUUCAGUUCAUGCUGUGUCAUCAAUGGAAGUGGUUGAUUAUCUUGCAUUCUGUACUUCUGUAGUUUGAGUGUUGUAUGCAAGUAUGUAUGUUAACACAGGACAGUAGGAAGAUCCUUAAGGACUUGUAAUAGAUAUAUCAACUACUAACAUUUUUUAUGUUUGAUCCAAAAUCCAAGUUGCAUCUGCCUAUUUUUUAAGUUGA
Ipomoea triloba (trilobed morning glory) is the source of this 1932-nucleotide messenger RNA. RefSeq names its product probable serine/threonine-protein phosphatase 2A regulatory subunit B'' subunit TON2. Gene Ontology annotation, molecular function: calcium ion binding. Gene Ontology annotation, cellular component: spindle; centrosome. NCBI's taxonomy places the organism in Eukaryota, Viridiplantae, Streptophyta, Magnoliopsida, Solanales, Convolvulaceae. Gene Ontology annotation, biological process: cortical cytoskeleton organization; microtubule cytoskeleton organization; regulation of dephosphorylation. Bases 193 to 1632 code for a protein of 479 amino acids. The transcript is spliced from 12 exons. The record is from RefSeq and is a predicted model, not a curated record.